Molecule: messenger RNA, 1128 nt
Organism: Balearica regulorum gibbericeps (East African grey crowned-crane)
Lineage: Eukaryota; Metazoa; Chordata; Aves; Gruiformes; Gruidae
Source: RefSeq, a predicted model, not a curated record
AUGGACAAUGACACACCCCCUUUUCUCACUGAAAGCUUGGAGAUGGCAAUGGAAGUGGAGGAUGAGAACUCAAAGCCACCUUGUUUUUCCUGUGCUUGUGACAACCAAAAUGGAGGCAGAAGUUUCUCUGCAGAGUCUUAUUUAGCAAGUGGGUCUCUCAAGAGAGUUUUGCUGAGACUAGAUCCUUCUCCCAAUGACUAUGAAGAAGAUGUAGUGGAAAUGUUUGGCUUUCAGUGGGUUACUGAAACAGCAUUAGCUGAAUCCUGUGGACUUCUCUUUGGAUUACAUAGGCAACAGAUAUACAGACUGGAAAACCUAGUACAAAUGAGUUCAUCUGAUUUGGGUCAAGCUGCAAACUUGCACUCUGAAGCAGAGAGCAUCAGGCGUCAAUGUGUUGAGUUUCUGCAUUAUGUUAAAGUUUUCAUCUUCAGGUAUCUGGAACCCCCUAAAGUGGAAAAUGAUGGAAUGCUCCAUCCGUAUGAAGAACUAGAAGUGGAGUUACCAUCAAUGUUGGUUGAAGAGCUUCAUGCUUUGACCAUGCACAUUGGUCACCUUUGUGAACUUCCUAGUAGUGUCCUGGCAGCAUUUACUAUUCAACAUCAGGCAAAGGUCUUUCCCCCAUCAUGGCAUUUGUUACACCUCCACUUGGAUAUUCAUUGGCUAGUAUUGGAAAUUCUUCAUGUACUAGGUGAAAAAAUGAUGAGACAAGUUGUAUAUGCUAACCAUUUCAUAAAUCUAACAGGAGAGAAUUUAACCAGUAUCAGUUUGUUUGAAACACACUGUGGAAAUCUCAUCUCUGAUUUAAUAAGCUUGUCCAUCAACAAGUAUAUAAAGGUAAGACCUUCCGAGGCUCUUACUAGUCACCAUUAUCCUUGUACCUGCAUUAAGGAAUUAUGGAUUCUACUUAUUCAGCUGCUGGACCACAGAAAUAAAGGGUCUCAUACAGAGUGUUUCUGGAGCUUGGUGAACAAAACUCUAAAGAAUAUCUUUGAAAGGCCAAGUAGUUCUGAAAAGGUGUCUGGUUUUGAAACAAUUCAGUGUAAAGACCCAUUGAGUUUUACCUGGUGGAUUAUUACUCAUCUGGCAUCACUCUACCAGUUUGAUCGUAAUGGAAAUCUAGAUGAAAAG